Messenger RNA from Boeremia exigua, 1918 nucleotides. RefSeq names its product GTP cyclohydrolase N terminal-domain-containing protein. Lineage: Eukaryota; Fungi; Ascomycota; Dothideomycetes; Pleosporales; Didymellaceae. The record is from RefSeq and is a predicted model, not a curated record. Gene Ontology annotation, biological process: riboflavin biosynthetic process. Gene Ontology annotation, molecular function: GTP cyclohydrolase II activity. The transcript is spliced from 6 exons. Bases 117 to 1670 code for a protein of 517 amino acids.
GCCGAAGCCCUUCCCCAGCUUCAGUAAGGUCAACGCUCCGAACGUCUCCUAACAUUGGCUUCUGGUGAUCCAAUAAAUCGUCUACUCAAUCUCUUUUGGAAACUUCUCUUUUCAAGAUGUCAACCGAAAAUGGCACGGACAAUGCUAUUCUCAAGGAGAUCUUGGACGGACUGAAGGCGAUGCGCCUAGAGAACUCUGAGCUUGCAUCUGCGAUCGAUAAGAUCAACGGCCGCGUGAAUGUGCUGGCUGGCGUCAAGCAGUUGAAGGAUGAGGCGGCGACUGAAGCUGCGAACGGCACUCUGAGCAAGGAGAAGGCGAAGGAGGCCGACUCGGCCCAAACCGUAGAAGCUGUUAGCCAGCAGUAUGAGCCAACAUCCCCCAAUGCUGAAGCACCUCGUCCCGCAAGUGUCUCGAAGACUUCAAAGAUCAUCUUGACUUCGUAUCCUGGUCAAUCUGGUGUCGACCCUCUGCCUAUGGAAUGGGGUGCCAAAGACCCUGCCGUCCGUGGUCCCGUUGUUGUGUCGAGGCACAACAACACCAUCCGUCGUCGUAACGCAAUUGGAGCUCACGGAGGCUCGUAUUCGAUCUACAACGCGCUUGCUGUUGCUAGCAAAGACCUCGACAUUACGCACAAGCCGGACUUCACGAACACUGAGCCCGCUGCAAACAUUGGGCCAUUCCCUCAAUGGAAUGACAAGAAGAAGAUUGUUGCGAUGGAUCCCUAUGGUCAUCUCGCUCCAUGGCUGCAUAAGGAGACCAUGGACAAGGAAGACAUCGAAAUCCGACCGACCAUUGCUAUCACCCGAGCGCACAUGAAGCUCCCUGAAUUGGAGGAGAGCGUGAGGAAGGGGCGACUUGUACCUGAUGGAAAGAUUUGCAUAAACGAGACUGGUGAAGUAGCAGUUACUAAAGUGGCUGUUGAACCAGUGUGGUAUCUGCCUGGUGUCGCUGAGCGUUUCAACAUCGAUGAGGGGACUCUGAGACGAACACUCUUCGAAGAGACCGGCGGUUCGUACCCAGAGUUGAUCACACGCCACGAUAUUAAGCUUUUCCUUCCUCCCAUCGGUGGUCUCACCGUUUACAUCUUCGGUGACCCAGCGAAGAUGUCAGACCCCGAAGCCCGCCUUGCACUUCGUGUCCACGAUGAAUGCAAUGGUAGCGAUGUCUUCGGAUCUGACAUCUGCACGUGCCGUCCAUACCUUACCUUCGGUAUCGAAGAAGCCGUGAAGGAGGCCCAGAAGGGUGGCAGCGGCGUCGUCAUCUAUUUCCGCAAGGAAGGUCGUGCACUCGGCGAAGUCACCAAAUACCUCGUUUACAACGCACGAAAACGUGGCGAAGACCGUGCCAGCGAGUACUUCCAGCGUACCGAGAACAUUGCCGGAGUCAAGGACAUGCGCUUCCAGGCGCUUAUGCCUGACAUUCUCCACUGGCUCGGCAUUACCAAGAUCGACAGGAUGUUGUCCAUGUCCAACAUGAAGCACGACGCUAUCGUCGAUCAGGGCAUUCCCAUCCACGAGCGCGUGCCCAUUCCUGAUGAGAUGAUUCCGGCAGACAGCCGCGUCGAGAUUGACGCCAAGAUCCAGGCCGGUUACUUCACCACAGGCACUGUCAUGUCCAUGGAGGAGUUGGCGAACGUCAAGGGUCGCGGCUGGGAAGAUAUCGAUCACUGAGCGGACCCUACAUCUUGGUAAGGGGUAUGCAGGGCAUUGAAGACGCAUCGUCUGAUCCUUCUGCGCGACAGUCGAAUCCCACGAUCUUCUCGAAAAUGUUGCAGUGGACGCGUACGCAGCAUCGCUGUACCACACACGCUUACAACGAAACCAAUACUCCAUCGAAAAAUUUAGACAGCGCAUAUUUGAAUUUAAGCCAACCAAUCACAUUGUCUCCAUCUCGAUACUAACCUUGAUUUCGCUGUUGU